Molecule: messenger RNA, 4120 nt
Organism: Oncorhynchus tshawytscha (Chinook salmon)
Lineage: Eukaryota; Metazoa; Chordata; Actinopteri; Salmoniformes; Salmonidae
Product: sodium- and chloride-dependent transporter XTRP3-like
Exons: 11
Coding region: 359-2182 (607 amino acids)
Biological process (GO): sodium ion transmembrane transport
Cellular component (GO): plasma membrane
Molecular function (GO): L-proline transmembrane transporter activity
Source: RefSeq, a predicted model, not a curated record
AAGAAGAGCUGUGAAAAUCAAACAUUCACCUGGGUUACAUAAACUCCAUUAAACUCUAGCCUGUGCCUACAGUACUUAACACGUUAGGCCCUCCCUCUCAAAUUGGGGGACCUCAGUAGAAUGGGCAAGCGUUCUAUAAACUCCAUGCUAUUUCUUCAACCAUUGCAAAUGUGUCUGACUCAUACAGCCUCCUGUUGAAACACUUUCCCUGUUUCCCAGACGCUGUCAUUGGAUUUGUUCUACUCCAGACAGGAGUGCCAUUCCUACUCCCGGUAUUUAAGACAGGCUUACUGACUGUCAAGGUUGUUCACCGGCACCGCACUGCCACCGACUCGACCAGACCUGAAAAUUGGCUUGAAUGUGUGCUCAGGACGCAACGAUGGGGAAGGACGCCGCAAGAGCAGAGUGGGACAAUCCCAUGCAAUUUGUCCUGGCGUGUGUAUCAUACGCGGUUGGACUGGGAAAUGUGUGGCGUUUUCCAUACUUGUGUCAAAUGCAUGGCGGGGGUGGGUUCCUGAUCCCAUACAUGCUCAUGCUGGUCCUGUUGGGGGUACCCCUGUUCUACAUGGAGUUAGCCAUUGGCCAGAAGAUGCGUCUGGGCAGCAUUGGAGCAUGGAGAGCUAUUAGCCCCUAUCUGGGGGGAGUGGGUAUGGCCAGUGUUGUGACCUCCAUGUACCUAUGCCUCUAUUACAACGUCAUCAAUGCAUGGAGUUUCUGGUACCUCUUUCAUUCAUUCCAGUCGAUCCUGCCAUGGGCAGAGUGCCCGGUUAACAGCAACCUGACCGGCCCUGUGGAGGAGUGUGAGCGGGCCACACCCACCCAGUACUUCUUCUACAGAGAGACCCUGGACAUCUCCGGGUCCAUCGAGGAGAACGGAGGGAUUCACAUGGGACAGGCGCUCUGCCUCCUGCUGGCCUGGAUUAUUGUCUACCUGUUCAUCAUCAAGGGGGUCAAGUCCACCGGGAAGGUGGUGUACUUCACAGCCACAUUCCCCUACCUGGUCCUCAUCAUCUACCUCAUCCGUGGGGUCACCCUUCACGGAUCCAUCAACGGUGUAAAGUACAUGUUCACGCCCAAGAUGGAACAGCUGGCUAAACCCACCACGUGGAUCAACGCGGCCACUCAGAUCUUCUUCUCUCUGGGCCUGGGCUUUGGAUCCCUCAUUGCCUUUGCCAGCUACAACCAGUACAACAACAACUUUGAGAAGCAGGCCAUCAUCGUGUCCAUGGUCAACAGCGGCACCUCCAUCUUCGCCAGUAUCGUCACCUUCUCCAUCUAUGGCUUUAAGGCCACCUUCAACUACGAGAGCUGCCUGGAGAGGGUGCGGCUGCUGCUCCUGAACACCUUUGAUCUAGCAGAGGACACCAUCAGUCUGGAGAAUGUCAACCACUGGAUCGCUGAGCUGAACAGGACACACCCAGAACAGUUUGCCAGUCUGGGAGGUAGGCUGGAGACCUGUGACCUAGAGGCUGAACUAGACACGGCUGUUGAGGGUACAGGCCUGGCCUUCAUAGUGUACAGUGAGGCCAUUAAGAACAUGCCCGUGUCUCAGCUGUGGUCUGUGCUCUACUUCAUCAUGCUGCUGCUGCUGGGCAUGGGCAGUAUGCUGGGCAACGUCAUCGCCGUCAUCACCCCCCUCAGUGACUUGAAGUUCAUCAGCCACUACAUGAGCACCAAAACACUCAAUGGUCUGGUGUGUCUAUUCUGCCUGCUGCUUGGCCUGGGCUUCACCACCCGCUCUGGGAACUACUGGUUCACCAUGUUCAACGACUAUGGAGCCACCUUCUCUCUGCUCUUCAUCGUCCUCAUUGAAGUUAUCACCGUCUGCUACAUAUAUGGCAUCAAAAGGUUUGAGAAGGAUGUAGAAGACAUGUUAGGUCAUCGUCUUAACUGCUACUGGAAGAUCAUGUUGGCAGGAGUCAGUCCCAUCCUCCUCAUUGCCCUGUUCAUCUUCUACAUCGUCAACUACAUCCAGGGAGGAACGCCCACAUACCAGGCCUGGAACAAAGAACUGGGGAAGUCUGUGGUGACGGAGUAUCCUCCCUACGCCCAAGCCUUCAUCGGCCUCCUCCUAGCCUCCUCUGUCUGCUGUAUCCCUUUGACGGCCCUCUACACCUACUGUAAGAAGAGGAACCUGGCCAGUGGGAAGAGAGAGCGCACUGUCAGCACUGUGUCAGCGUAAAGACCGACGUAUUGGUUGACAGACAGAGUGACACAAGGCAGAGCUGCUACAUUACGGCUCUGAGACUGACUGGACCCGGUAGUUAUAGGAUCGACAGCCUACCUUACGUAUCAUGGCUGUCUUAACAGAACAGUACCUCACUCUCCUGGUGCAGUGGUUCAUGCCACACCACAAACCAAAGGCCCUCUUUCUCCCCCCGGGGCAGGCUGGCUCUGCCACUGUGCUGCUGGUGGACAGACCGCCAGAUUUGUACCUAGUAUUAGGCCUAGUCGUCCUUUGACAACUAACAUUUGCUGGGUGAUAAUAACUUUUGUAUUUUGUAGCUGUGGUUCUGAGCAGGGCUUAGAACUACGUCCAAAAUAUUUCAGAAGUGAAGAACGAACAAAUACUCUUGUCAAUGGUUUAUUGCAUUGUUUAAAGGCAAAGUGCAGUAAAAAACGUGAUUUCCUGAGUUUUAUACAUAUUUCUAGGCUAUGAGGUUGGAAUAAUACUGUGAUAUUGGGAAAAUUAUUAUAAUCCCCUUUUAGUGUAAGAGCUAUUUGGUGGGAUGGAGCAUGGUAAAUUAGUUAAUAGACCAAUAAGAAAGAGAGAUCCAAACCUCUGCAUAUAACAGCUUAGUUUUCUGUUUUCUCCUCCCCACUCAGAUCUCUCCAAGACAGUCCGAGCAAACUUCUUGCCUGAGAAAUUGCUCUUUGCUAAGUAGCUAUUUUCGUUUAUUUUUGACCAUUUUAAAUGAAAACAAUCACAGUAAGGCACUUAAUUGUAACCCAUCAAUUAUUUGAUAUUGAGAUAAAAAUGGCUGUUUUGGACCUUUAAUGUUUAGCUUUCAGUCGCAGAUUUUUGAGACACAGUGUGUCAACCCUCUUUAUUUAAAGCGCCACAAAAUGUUUAAGAUAUUUUUUCCCUUAAAUGUCAUUAUGGUGAAGUAUGUUGUAUCCCAUUGGUUUACUGUAGAUAUUCUGUAGAUUACUCAAUGAGUUGUGAGAUAUGUUGAGUGCCUGGAUGUACAAGGCAGACCUCCGUCUGACUCGGACUGAAUACAGUCUGACUGGUGUCAAAUGACCAAGAACAACUUGUAGCAAUAGCUGUAUGUUUGCAAACAUACUGAUAAUUUCACAUAUAACGAACAAAUCUCUAUGACCAGGACCAAGACCAUAUCUAUACCUAUGGGCUUUGUUGUCAAUCCACCAUCAGUGACUUUUAACCAGGAUCGUACUCAGUAGGGUGUAAUGUAACAGAAUGUUCAGAUACAUAUAUAUUAUGUAGAACAUACACUAUUUUCUGUCUAAUGGAAUUGGAAAUCAUGUCAUAGAAAGCUCUACAGGAAGCAUUUCUUUCUGCAACAUUCCCAGAACGUUUCACCUCCUGAACGCGUGAAAGUAUCUGUGCUCUUCUAAAUAGAAAGUACUGUAGUGUUGCACUGCUGUUAUAGAAUCCAUAUCAACUGGACUUAGGAUACAGCCCAAUGGCUAUGCACCAAUGUGCUGUGCAUAUUCACAAACAAAAACACAAUGUAGGCCUACUCUUUUUACAGUCAAAUGUAUGGGUUUGCACAGAAACAAUUGCCAAACAUGUUGUAAUACUGUGAGCAUUUUUAAUGUGAACAAUUUGAAACAAUAACAGGGGCGCAACUUUCACUGGGGCCGGGGUGACAUGCCCCCCCACAUUCUGAAAUUGCAUUUUUGUCCCCUGCCGGUUUUGUCAUUGGAAUGUGAUACAAAAUGAGGCAACUGUGUGCUUUAGGACCAUGCAGAGGCCUCCGAGCGGUCGGGUAGGCUGUUUGAAGUGUUUAUUAUGUUGAGUACAGGUUGGUGUUAGUGUGAACCAAGUAUUGGUGUGAACAAUUAUUAUUUUAACUGUUCCAUAUGUGUGAUGUGUUCAUAUUUUAUAAGUAGUAUUUUCUAUGGUGAAAUGAUUAAAGACAUGAAGACAUUUGAA